AAUUUAUUAUACCGCUUCUAUUGGAAACAAUAGUAUAAACUAAUUUAAACAAGUGGUCACACUAACUGCAUAGCUAUAGGUAUUAAUCUUUAGUGAGUCUUCUUAUUGGAAAUGAGUCAAGCAGCAUCAUUUACUAUUGUAACACCAUCUGAAGUGUGUCAGCACUCAUCAAAUCUUUCCAAGAUGAUUAAACAUAAGAGUGGAAAGGUGUUUCGUUGGCAUCAAGAUAAAUUACACACCACUUUGGAUGGUACAACACCUGUUAAAUAUUCUCUUGGUGGUCAUGUUUCUCCAUCACUUUCUAAUAAUUAUUCAUGGUCAUCCAUGUGUGAACAGCGUUCACCUUCUGUUUCUUCCUCUACAUCAAGUACUUCAUCCUAUCCUAAUACCCAUCCACAACAUCUAUUCGAAAAUCCACCAAUUGACCAACAUGUUUUUUACCAAACACUUUCAAAUCCAAUUAUCCAUUCCCCAACUCACAAAAUUACCAAACCAUACAAAGCUAGAGAUUCAUUCAAAUUCUUUGAUUAUACCAUGAAAAAGAGAAAGAGAACAAAGAGAUGUGAUCAAGUGCAACCUUAUGAAAAUGUAAUUUCCUUCACCAUGACAGGAGUUUCAAACGGUUCAAAUGGUCAAUCAGAUCAUCAAUCGAGCAACAGCAGCAACAGUUGUAGUAGUAGCAGCAGUGCAAAUUCAACAGGAUUGAAUUCUGAUGCAAAAUUCGAGUCAACCCUUCAUGAAAUUUCACAAUACAUUGGAGAGAAAAAUCCACAAACAAUUACAACCUAUCCAACACAACAAAUUGGAAGUGUUUCAACUGCUCCAUUUUCCUCAUCCCAUUUCUCACAAACACAACAACAACUACUACACAAUCUCUCACAACCUAGAAGAGUCAGAACUUCAAUUUCAAUAAAAGAAUUAUUAAAUUAA
This is a messenger RNA of Naegleria gruberi, 930 nucleotides long. RefSeq lists its product as uncharacterized. NCBI's taxonomy places the organism in Eukaryota, Heterolobosea, Eutetramitea, Acrasida, Naegleriidae. The transcript has a single exon. Bases 112 to 930 code for a protein of 272 amino acids. The record is from RefSeq and is a predicted model, not a curated record.